Messenger RNA from Chironomus riparius, 1740 nucleotides. The record is from the annotation of a GenBank genome assembly. Lineage: Eukaryota; Metazoa; Arthropoda; Insecta; Diptera; Chironomidae.
UUUUUCGCUCAGUCUCAUUCAAAAAGUCAAUAGAAGCAGACGUCUUCCAAUUUUUCAAUUUUAUAAACCGGUAUUUUUGAUACUUUUUAGUAGUUCUAUACGUCACAUCCAGUGCUAUUAUAAUAUUUAAUAAGACUAUUCUCAUCGUAAAUUUAUAACAGAAGACAAUAAAAAAGAUGUUUCCAUUUGGUACAGGACGUGCAAGCAUCUCAAGCAGCCGUUCAUCAUUAGGAGUAAUACCGAUGUUUGUUGAAAGCAAUCCUGGAUAUCCAUAUAAAAAGAUCCAGGUUCCUUUUGGAGCUGGUCAUUUUAAUACAAUUGGAUUCACAUUUAAUUCUAAUCCUUCAUAUCAAUCUACCUCAAAUCAUUCACAGUCAAAUGGCAUCUCUUCUUUACAAAAUCAAAUAAAUACUCAAAAUAAUCGAUUACCUCAAAAUUUAUAUCCACAAAUUAAUCAAAAUGCACCAUUCUCUUAUAUACAGCCAUUCUGUUAUAGAAGGUCAAUUAGUGACUUCAUGAAGCUGGGAACACCAACUCUCCUUCCAAAAGAAGAUUUUGAUGCUCGCGCAGAUUCCGAGUCAUUAAGAAAGGCAAUGAAGGGCUUUGGAUGCGAUGACAAUGCAUUGAUUGAAGUAAUUUGUCGUCGAAACAACCAGCAAAGGCAGGAAAUAGCAAAAGAUUUCAAGACACACUAUGGAAAAGAUCUGGUUGAAAAUCUUAAGAGUGAAACUCGCGGGAACUUUGAGGACUUGUUAGUAGCAUUAAUGACACCAACUCUUGACUUUUAUUGCAAGGAAAUCUAUGACGCGUGCUAUGGUGUUGGAACUGAUGAAGAAGUUUUGAUUGAAGUCUUGUGUACUCUUUCGAAUAAUGAAAUUAAUCUCAUUAAAGAACGAUAUCAGGAAAUGUUCAAAAAGGAUCUUGAGGAUGUCUUGAUUGGCGAAACAUCAGGAAACUUUAAGAGAUUGCUUGUGUCCUUAUUAAAUGCCAAUCGUGAUGAAUCAGGAAUUGUCGAUCCAGAUAAAGCCAAAGCUGAUGCCACUGAAUUAUUAAGAGCUGGAGAAUUGAGAGCAGGAACAGACGAGAGUGUCUUUAAUUCUAUUUUGUGCCAACGCAAUUAUGAGCAAUUAAGAUUAAUCUUUAAAGAAUAUGAAACAAUGACAGGUCAUAGCUUCGAAAAAGCCAUCAAAAAUGAAUUUUCCGGUACAGAUAGCGAUAUUAGAGAUGGUUUUGUUGCUAUUUUUAGAUGCGUGACGAACAAAGCUGAAUUUUUUGCUUACCAAUUGCAUAAAUCAAUGAAAGGUCUUGGAACUAAUGAUCGACAGCUAGUUCGUUUAGUUGUUACACGAUGCGAAAUUGACAUGACUGAAAUUAAGGAAGCUUUCGAAAGAUUAUUUGGCGAAUCUUUAAAAACUAUGAUUAAGGGUGACACAUCAGGAGCUUACAAAUAUGCUUUAUAUGCCCUUAUUGGAGAACAACGCAGCUCAUAAACCUUUUAAUAAUAGCAUUGAAUCUACAGAAUUUAGAAAUCGCAUUGAUUACCACUCAUAUUUAGAAUCUUAAGCUUUUAAAGUUUGCUUCGGCAGUGUUUAAGCCACAAAUGACUUUAAUCGAAUAAUUGUGCAAAUAAAUAAUCAACUCACGUGUCAACAUAUAUUCAUAAUGAUUCAUAUUGUCAUAUUUUUCUAAAUGUUUUUGCUUUAAUUUUAAUAAAAUUAAUUUCAUCAAGCCAGUACAAAC